Molecule: messenger RNA, 3441 nt
Organism: Herpailurus yagouaroundi (jaguarundi)
Lineage: Eukaryota; Metazoa; Chordata; Mammalia; Carnivora; Felidae
Gene: EPOR
Product: erythropoietin receptor
Exons: 8
Coding region: 655-1641 (328 amino acids)
Biological process (GO): cytokine-mediated signaling pathway
Cellular component (GO): membrane; external side of plasma membrane
Molecular function (GO): erythropoietin receptor activity; protein binding
Source: RefSeq, a predicted model, not a curated record
CUGAGCCCAAGCAAAUAGCUUUCACGCUUUGUACUGGAAUUCCUGCUUCGGAUUCUCUCUCUCUCUCUGUCUCUCUGUCAAAAAUAAAAACUUUUUUAAAAAUCACAAAUUUCAACAUCCAGAAUGUUGUUUUAUCAACAUGCCAGAAUAUAUGUAUGGUAUAUAUCGUCUGGCCACACUGCCUAGCACUGCGCACUCAACCGCCAGUCGCUAUUAUGAUUAUUUAUUCCUACCCAGACUGGGAAGAGAUGUUGAUUAGCACGAUAAUACCAGUAUGUUACAUUUUUGGAAUAUUUGCUAUGUGCCAAACCGGAUUUGAUAGAUGAGAAGGCUGAAGCUCAGAUAAGCCACCUGUCCAGAGUCACACAGUAAGAAAGUGCAGAAACCGGCACUGUCCCUGACCCCCAAGCAGUCGCGGGGUCUCUAAGGGCCCCGCCCCCUCCCGCCUGGGCGGCAGGACGGCCGCCUCCGGCUUAUCUCGGCCCAGGCUGCGUGUGGUCCCGCCCCCUCGGGGGAGCUGCCACUUGGAGGCGCCUGGCCGGGAAGGGCCUGGUCAGCUGUGUCCGGCGGAGGCAGCUGCUGACCCAGCUGUGGAUUGUGCCAGGGGCGGAAGGGGAGCAGGGGCCCUGCGCCCCCCGUGGCGGGGGUUGCAUCAUGGAUCACCUCUGGGCGCCCCUCUGGCCUGGAGUCGGCUCUCUCUGUCUCUUGCUCGCUGGGGCCGCCUGGGCUCCCCCACCCAACCCCCUGGACCCCAAGUUCGAAAGUAAAGCGGCCCUGCUGGCUGCCCGCGGUCCCGAAGAGCUUCUGUGCUUCACCGAACGGUUGGAGGACCUGGUGUGCUUCUGGGAGGAGGCGGCAAGCGCCGGGGUCGGCCCCGACAACUACAGCUUCUUCUACCAGCUCGAGGGCGAACCGUGGAAGCCAUGUAGCCUGCACCAGGCGCCCACGGCUCGCGGCGCUGUGCGUUUCUGGUGCUCGCUGCCUACGGCCGACGCGUCGAGCUUUGUGCCCUUAGAGCUGCGCGUCACAGCCGUAUCCUCGGGCGCUCCACGCUAUCACCGUAUCAUCCACAUCAACGAAGUGGUGCUCCUGGACCCCCCCGCGGGGCUGCUGGCGCGGCGGGCCGACGAGGGCGGCCACGUGGUACUGCGUUGGCUCCCGCCUCCUGGAGCCCCCGUCGCAAGUCUGAUCCGCUACGAAGUGAACAUCUCCUCAGGCAACGUCGCAGGGGGCGCUCAGAAGGUGGAGAUCCUGGAUGGCCGCACUGAGUGCGCACUGAGCAACCUUCGCGGCCGAACGCGCUACACUUUUAUGGUUCGCGCGCGUAUGGCUGAGCCGAGCUUCGGUGGCUUCUGGAGCGCCUGGUCCGAGCCUGCGUCGCUGCUGACAGCUAGUGACUUGGACCCUCUCAUCCUGACGCUCUCACUCAUCCUCGUGCUCAUCCUGCUGCUGCUGGCCGUGCUCGCCCUGCUUUCCCACCGCCGGACUCUGAAGCAGAAGAUCUGGCCUGGUAUCCCAAGCCCCGAGAGUGAGUUUGAGGGCCUCUUCACCACCCACAAGGGUAACUUCCAGGUGUCUCCAGCGCCCAGAACAGUGACUAGAUGGUUGCAGAUUUUCAAUACAUGCUUGUUAAAUGAAUGAGUGAAGAAAGGAAGAUAGGAUUUUUGAGAAACUGGGAGAGGAGAAACAAGGUGAGUGGUUAAGUGAGGGUUGGCUGGGUCUCCUCACCCAGACCUCGCCCCAGAGCUGCCACUCACCCCUGUUGCCCUGGCAACUCUCUCCUGGUAACUUCAAAGUGGUGCUGUUGCCAGGAGACACAGGGGCGGGGUGGAACUGAUAUUUCCUGGGCUUUCUCUCUCCCUCUGGGGCCAGAAAACAGAUCCGCCACAUCCCGCAAUACAUCCACCCACACAGCUGGGCACCUCACACACCCCCCCUUACACACGUGUGCGCGCGCACACCCACACGCAUCUCUGCCUAUAUUCCACUUUCAAAAGCCCCAUCACCCACAUGCUCACAGCCCUAUCCUAACACAAAACAUCCCAUACACACUUUCUCUCACUCUUAUGUCCCCACACUCCUUCCCUUGCACACACACAAGAACACACUCUGAUACAACCAUACCAUUGCUAUUACACACACACACACACACAUUUCCUUAGCUAAUGUGACUGCAGCUCUUUACACACACACACACACACCCCACCGUGUUGCAUUCCUUGUCAGAGGCAUCACCUCAAUCCCCCCGCAGCAGAUGCACAACCAUGAUUCACCUCACUUCGCAACACUCCAAAUGCACAAACACCCAGUAGUGACACAUAUAUCACGUCGUCGUGCAGUUACGUACACAAGAGCAUGUCCAACACAGCCCCAUUGCACUCACUAUUCCCUUGCUGAGGGAACUCAGCUCCCAAAUAUCCCUGUGGCUCAUUUUCCCACACCAUUCAGGUCAUGGUCAAAUAUCACCUCGUUACAGAGGCUUUCCCUGAUCACCUGUGUAACAUUGCACGCCCUACACUUUUUAACGGCUUCACCGUCUUUGUUUUCAAAUAACUUAUCAUUUCCAAUGUCUUGUUCUUCUUGCCUGUCUCCUCACUAGAAUGUCAGCUCCACCAGGGAGGUUCUUUCUUUUGUUCACUGCUGGGCCCCCAGCUCCUAGAACAGUACUCAGCACACAGCAGGUGCUCAUAAGUGUAGACUGAGUACGUUGGCAGAGAUGCAGAGGUUUGGCAUGUUUCUUGUACACACAGUACUUCUUUCUUUUCUCAGAAGCCUGUCUUCAUAUCCCGAUGGAAGGACUUUUACCACAGAGAAGGUCCUGGGAGGGAGGACCAAAGGGUGAGGAGACUGGGGAGUAGAUAUCUCAGUCAGUCUGUGUUUCUCCCUUGUCUUUCAGCGUCACGUGAUUAAAUAAUUCAUUUAACAAAAUUUUAUUGAGGACCUACUGUGUGUCGGACCCUGUUUUAGGCCCUGGGGCUUCAGCAGUAAAAAGACAAAGAAGUCUCUGUCCUCGUGGACCUGACAUCCUAGUGAGGGGGAAGACAAUGGCCACUAAGCAUAAAGAGGAGUUUAAGUAGUCUAUGAGUGGAUGAUAAGUGUAUGCAAAAAAUUGUGCCCAGGGGGGGGAAAAAAGCUGAAAGGACCAGUUGUUUGUUUCUUGCCAUUUUAAAGAGGGUGGUAGAGGGGGCAGGUCUCAAUGAGAAGGUGACGUUUGAGAAGAGGCUUGAAGGAGCUGAGAGAGUAAACCAUGUAGAGCGCGGAGGGAGAGCAUUCCAAGUGGAGGCACCUGCAAGUGCAAAGGCCCUGAGACACUGGGAGCACUUUGACUUUUACCAGGAUGCAUGGGAACCAGCCAUGAGAGGUUUUGAGCAGAGGUAGGUUGUGGUCUGACUUGCAUGAUAAACCAGAAUUCAGUUUUGGUUGAGUUGAGUUUGAGAUUCU